This is a messenger RNA of Trichomonas vaginalis G3, 3552 nucleotides long. Its product is annotated as deleted in lung and esophageal cancer protein 1 family. Gene Ontology annotation, biological process: negative regulation of cell population proliferation. The transcript has a single exon. The coding region runs from base 1 to 3552 and encodes 1183 amino acids. The record is from RefSeq and is a predicted model, not a curated record. NCBI's taxonomy places the organism in Eukaryota, Parabasalia, Trichomonadida, Trichomonadidae.
AUGACUGACUUCUGGGAUUUCUCGGAUCUCAUCGAGAGUUGGAACGUCAAAAACAUCUCUGUUACAGAGCCCAAAGAAGAUGAGCAAAAGCUUGUCGAACAGAUGCAAAAAGAAAUGAACGAAAUCAACGAAUCUAUUGAAAAAAUACAAGCUAACGAUCCAGAGGCAAUUUCAGACUUAAGAUUGCUAAAAAUACCUAAAAUAUCUGAAGUUAGCCUUGGUGUUACAGCUGGAGGCGGAAGUGAUGAUAAAAUUGUUGAAAAUCCAGAAAAAAUAGUCAUUAAUAUUCCAGAAAAACCAUCAUUAAUUAAUACUACUAAACUUGCAACACAAAAGUCACCACGUAUCAUUAAGCCAAAGACUCCACAAAAGAAUACAAUUGCAAGAACAAUGGAAAAAUCACAGAAAUCUAUUCCAGAGAAAUCACCUUCUACAGAAAACUUGAAGCCAGUAUUCAAAUGCACACCAGAAAAGAUGGAAGUUGUCAAUUUCCACUUAUCAGAAUUAUAUUCGCAAGAAUUUUAUUUACAAAACGUCGAUUUCAAGACGCAUGGAUUUCAAGUCAAAUUCCCUAAGAAGAAAGCCUUUUCUGUUCAGUUUGAUGAAAGUAGUGUUAGUUCACGAACAAUUUCUGGCCUUGGCAUCAAAUUCACAGUUAACUUUAAACCAACAAAGCCUAAAGACUACGAUCAAGAGAUUGUUUUCAUUCCAGAUAACGGCGCUCCACCAACAAUUGUCAAAUUACACUGUUAUCGUGAUCCUCCGAACCUUUCACAUCCAGAUGUUGUUGAUCUUGGAGCCACACUUGUACAUUCUCUUAAACCAGGCAAAUUUACCAUUACAAACAAAGGUGGAAUUGCAUUCUUCUCAUUUUCAUCGGCAACAGGUCGCGAUGACAACAUGAUGUUCAUUAAUGGAUCAUUCACAUUAAUUCCAUCUCAAUUCCAGCUUCAACAUGGAGAAUCUAAGGAAAUUGAAGUUAAAUUCAGACCUGUAGAGCCAGGCAAGCACACAGCCUCAUUCGAAAUUGUUGCAGAACACUUCCCACAGAAGUUUUCAUUCCUUGCAGAAGGAGAAGCUGCAGUUCCAAACUUGAAAUUUGCAAUUUCUCCAGACAAGCGUUUAUUCCUUCCAUUCCUUCCACAAGAUGUCAAUACAACACGUGUUGUCGAGAUCCACAACGAAGCCGACGUCCAAUAUCCAUUUUACGCCCAAAUAUUAUCUCCAAGAGAAGGAUCCCGAUCAGAUCUUGCCAUUUUAUAUCCAGGAACGAACACACAAACAGUUAAGAACAUUCCUCCACCCUUCAUUGUCUCUCCUCUCGCUGGUAUGGUCGGUGCUCACGAUACAAUUACUCUUCGUGUCACUUUUUCGCCGAAAAUGUUUGCAUUUUAUAAAGCAAACAUUGUUAUUUCGGCAAACAGGAUACCAGACGAAACCGGCAAGCAGACAAACAGGAAGAUGCUAACAAUAGCUGCUGAAGGCACAACAGGACCACCACGAGUUUUGAUUCAACCACCAUUAGUUUUGUUUAAUUCUGUUGUUCCUCAUGUCGAAACAACAGAAGCGAUUGAUGUCGUCAACGAGAGUAAUUUAGACAUCAAACUACAAUGGCAUAAAUCGAAUACUAUUUCACCUUCUCCUUUAGUAUUCAAUGUUUCUCCAAACAACAGAGCAACAGUUGAUUUGAUCUGUAAUUUGACGAAGAGAAUUGGAUUGGCAGGUGAAAACAGAAGCCCAAUAAAGAAUGUCGCAAUGACAUGUACAACACCAGGAGAAGCAAGACCAAGUUCAAGACAUUAUUCAUUAUCAAUGAACGCGUUCCAAGAUGAAGAAAAACAACAAACAGAAGAAGAAAAACCAUUAAAUGAAGAAGAGGAAGAAGAAAAACAAGAAAAAGACGAAAUGCCAAAUAUCUUCGCUCUCAAACAUUGGUCAUCCGAAAUAUCCAAAUCAGAGUUAUCUACAUCAGUCACAAACUUACAAUUAUCUCUUGACAUGCAGGAUGAUUCAUUAAGAUCUAAAGAUGAAGUAAAACCAAUUCCAGCGGAAAAUUCAACUCCAAUGAAUUUCACUUUUGCAACACAUGUUCUACAGCCGAAUUUGGUUUUAGAUCCUCCUGUUUGCGAGUUCGGAUCCGUUCUUACAGGAACAGUUGCAACACAUAACUUGAAAUUGAUCAACAAUUUCGGAUGUCCAAUUUGUUUCGUCAUUGAAUAUCCAGAUGAUCCAGCAUGGAAAGUUGACAGACCGAAGAGAGUUGUCAACGCAAACAGCCAAGAAACAGUGCAAAUGGAUCUCAAGUAUGAUACUCAGACAGCUCUUUCUGAUAUCAUUACUUUGCACACUUGGUGGGCCAAUAAAAAUGGAACUCCAAUUGAAGGAUUGCCACAUUCUACAUACGCAAUUCCUGUUUUCGCAAUUUUUGACAGCCCCAUUAUUUCAAUUGAUAAGAGAAUUGUGGAUAUUGGAGAAGUAUAUCCAACAGUUGUUUACGAUGCAGAAGUUAAGAUCUCUCUUCUUAACUCAUUCCCAACGAAAUAUGAGGUAGAAUGUCCAAGUGGAACAGUUCAUCUUAAACUCCAAGGGAAUUCAAAUUCCGAAGAAGAAGAAAACGAAGAAGUUGAUUCUUCUUAUUACGUCCAAGCAUCUCCAGCUGUCGGACAACUCGGAUUAGGUGGCGAACAGAUAAUUAAACUCAAAGUCUGCUUCGCGGAAUUAGGAGAAAGAGCAAUGCCAAUCAAGAUAAAGAUAUUAGGAAAAGUUUAUACAGUUGCUGUAAUUGCAAAUGUUGUUGCACCAAAAGUUACAUUAAUUACAAGAAGUGUCGAUUUCUCAAGCGAUUUUGUUAUCUGCAACGAGUCAAAGACAUUGAUUCACGUGGAGAACAAAUGCCAAGUUGCUUCUACAGCAAGAAUCGUAAUGAUGAACGAUUGCAACAAAGUUUUCACGCUUGGAGAUAAUUCUGUAAAAUCAUUGGCUGGAAAUUCGCAAGUAACAAUUCCUGUAUCAUGUUACAGCGAAAUACACGGUGAUUACAAUGGAAAAUUGAAGUUGAUCAUAAGAGAUUUGUGGCAAUACAAAGAGAUUGAUAUUCCUUUGCAUGUUAAAGCUCUUGGAUCUUUCUUCGGAUUCCAGAAACACACAUUCGGAUACACACAACAUCCAUCUGGAGAUUUCGUUUCGUUCGGAGAAAGAAUUAAAGCUGGAGAAGGAGUUAUCACGCGUUGCAUCUCUUUGGUUAACUUCUCUAGCGCUCCUAUCGAUGUACAAUGGUCACUUGCAAACUUUGUGCAUGGAAGAAACUACGUGGAUGUUAAUUGCGGCAUUGCUGAUGACGGACAUUUUAACUUGGAAACUAAAGAAGCUGAAGGAGCAAAUGAACAAAGUCCAUUUUCAAUUGAAACUCAUGAAACUAACAUAGAAAGCCACGGAAAACGUGUUGUAGAAAUUAAAUUGGAUACGUCAGUUAAGGGAGAAUUCAACGGAUGCGUUGCUGCACGUAGUGGUGAAUUCAUUCAUACUCUUGGUUUACAUGCUGUUAUUAUCUAA